AUGGCAUCCUCCCCCAACCACACCCUCAACAGUGAUUCAAACACCCACGCCUCCAAAAAGUCCAAACUUUUCUUCAUUACCCCUUCCGAAAUCAUUGCCGAAUUCUCCCACCACGACCCCAACGUCGCCCGGAUCAACAACGGCAGCUUCGGGUCCUGCCCAGACUCCAUCAUCCAGGCCCAGCGCUGCUAGCAGCUCAAGUACCUCUCCUAGCCCGAUUACUUCUACUUCAACGACCUCAAAAACAGCAUCCUCCAUUCCCGAACCAUCAUCAAGGAUCUCAUCAACGCCGACCACGUUGAUGAGGUCUCCAUCGUCGACAACGCCACCACCGCCGUUGCCAUCGUCCUCCAGCAGACCGCUUGGGGCUUCUCCGAGAGCAAAUUUGAGAAGGGCGACACUGUUGUCAUGCUCCAAUACUUUUACGACGCCGUUAAGAAGUCCAUUGAGGCCUAUAUCACUCGCGCCGGCGGGUAUGUUUUUGAGGUACCCUUGCCGUUUCCUUUGAAUUCUAAUGAUGAGAUUGUAACCGAGUUUAAGAAAGCUUUGGAAAAAGGGAAGGCGAAUGGGAGGAGAGUUAGGCUAUCUGUGAUUGAUCAUAUUACUUCAAUGCCUUGUGUGGUUAUACCUGUUAAGGAGUUGGUUAAGAUUUGUAGGGAGGAGGGGGUUGAUCAGGUUUUUGUUGAUACGGCUCACAUCAUUGGGUGUAUGGCAAAAAGUGGUUUAAUGUCACUAUUGCUUGAAAGACCUCUUUUGGAGAAACAACCUGUAAAACACAACUGCCAUCAGGAUUAUGAUCAUCAUCAUUAUGCAUGUGUAUCCAUUACCCCUUGA
This is a messenger RNA of Rosa chinensis, 834 nucleotides long. Its product is annotated as probable L-cysteine desulfhydrase, chloroplastic. The record is from RefSeq and is a predicted model, not a curated record. The transcript is spliced from 2 exons. NCBI's taxonomy places the organism in Eukaryota, Viridiplantae, Streptophyta, Magnoliopsida, Rosales, Rosaceae.